Anisakis simplex (herring worm) is the source of this 171-nucleotide messenger RNA. Lineage: Eukaryota; Metazoa; Nematoda; Chromadorea; Rhabditida; Anisakidae. The record is from the annotation of a GenBank genome assembly.
AUGUUCGAAUCCGAACUGGAGCUGCUUGGCAAUGCGGUUGAGGACGAUGAUGGCAUGAUGGCGACUGCGUUCGAUGGCAUCACUAUUUGCGAACUCGCUACAUUUCCAUCUGAUGCUGAAGAUGUCUUCGGCUCUUUCGUAUCCGAUCGGACACGUCGCAGACGAUUCUUU